UUUCGAAACAACUUCUCCUUUUUAAACAAGCAAACGAGCCACAAUUCUCAUCUCAGAUUUCUCAUCAUUUCACAAUUCACAAGUAAAGCAUAUACAAGUACACUCACUUUUUUCUAGUGUUAAAAGAAAAAAAAGACUUAAUCUUCCUUCAUGACUUACUCCAAAGCUUUUCUCUACUUGAUCUUUUUCUUUUCUUUUCAUUUGUUCACUGUUUUUUCCACUGAGUUCACUGUUGGUGGUCACAAAGGUUGGGUUAUCCCUGAAGCGAAAGAUGAUCAACUAUACAAUGAGUGGGCUUCAAAAAAUAGGUUCAAGGUUAAUGACACCUUAAUUUUUGAGUACAAAAAAGACUCGGUGUUGGCAGUGACUCAGGCAGAGUACGAGAAGUGCAAAUCAGAGAACCCCAUUUUUUUCUCCAACAAUGGAAAAUCCAUCUACAAAUUGGACCGACCCGGCCUGUUUUAUUUCAUUAGUGGAGUAUCGGGCCACUGUGACAGGGGCCAAAAAAUGAUUGUCAAAGUAUUGGAACCAGCAAGCCCACCUCAAGUUGCAAAUCAUACUACUGGGCCUACUACUAGUGGUGCAACUCAGUUGGCUAAUGUUGUUGCUUCUCCAAGUGUUGUGGUGUUUGUGGUUUCAUUAUUUGGAGCUAUUUUUAUUUAGUUUAUAAAAAUAAAUGCUGGAAAAACAUUAGUUUUAGAAUUUAGGUUGCGUAGUGUG
Molecule: messenger RNA, 720 nt
Organism: Lycium barbarum (goji berry)
Lineage: Eukaryota; Viridiplantae; Streptophyta; Magnoliopsida; Solanales; Solanaceae
Product: early nodulin-like protein 5
Exons: 2
Coding region: 151-663 (170 amino acids)
Cellular component (GO): plasma membrane
Molecular function (GO): electron transfer activity
Source: RefSeq, a predicted model, not a curated record